Messenger RNA from Ziziphus jujuba (common jujube), 1038 nucleotides. RefSeq names its product glycine-rich protein 2. The record is from RefSeq and is a predicted model, not a curated record. The coding region runs from base 166 to 795 and encodes 209 amino acids. The transcript has a single exon. Gene Ontology annotation, molecular function: zinc ion binding; nucleic acid binding. NCBI's taxonomy places the organism in Eukaryota, Viridiplantae, Streptophyta, Magnoliopsida, Rosales, Rhamnaceae.
UUUAUAAGUUUUGCAUAUAAAGUAGUUGGUUAAGAGUCCCAUAAAACCAGAAGGUCACAGAAAGAGAGAGAGAGAGAGAGCGGUGGGGUUAGGUUCUUUUAGGGUUUUUGUGGGAAGGUUUGGAUUUCUUUCUUGGAAAACCCAAAGAGAAAACAAAAACAAAGUAUGAGUGAAAGGGUUACCGGUACGGUCAAGUGGUUCAAUGACCAGAAAGGGUUCGGAUUCAUAACCCCUUCCGACGGCGGCGAGGACCUCUUCGUCCACCAGUCCUCCAUCCGAUCCGAGGGUUUCCGGAGCCUCGGCGAUGGAGAGUCCGUCGAGUUCCAGAUCGAAUCUGAUGCCGAUGGCCGUAGCAAGGCCGUCGACGUCACCGGCCCUAACGAGGCUCCGGUUCAGGGUAGCCGUGGUGGUUCGGGCGGCGCUGCUGGUGGUAGAGGAUCGCGUGGUGGUGGUGGUGGUGGUUAUGGCGGCGGCGGGGCUUAUGGAGGAGGUGGUGGUUAUGGCGGUGGCAGGGGAACCAGAGGUGGUGGUGGUGGGUAUGGUGGUGGUGGUGGUGGGUAUGGUGGAGGUGGUGGUGGGUAUGGUGGUGGAGGUGUUGGUGGGGCUUGUUUCAAGUGCGGUGAGUCUGGACACAUUGCGAAAGACUGCUACCAGGGAGGAGGUGGCGGCGGAGGUGGUGGUAGGUAUGGCGGUGGUGGUAGCGGCGGCGGCGCCGGCGCCGGCGGAGGUGGAAACUGCUACAACUGCGGCGGAAGUGGGCAUUUUGCGAGGGAGUGCCCAAACGGUGCUCGUUGAGAUGGACAACAUUUGGAGUGGAUGUUAGGUAGUAAAAAAAUCUGUAUUUUGACAUAUUUAUUUGGCAGUUAAUUUUCAUGCAUGGUGGUUGGUGGCUCCUUUUUUUUUUCUUUUACUUUGAUGAUGUUUUGGAAGAAGAAAAGACUUUUGGUUUUGUUUGGGCUCACCUUUUUUUUAUUUUUUUGGAUUGUGUUUGGAUGUGAAAGGAUUUAUAAUCUUAUCGACGGAUAUGCUAUUUCUUUC